Gastrolobium bilobum is the source of this 2177-nucleotide messenger RNA. Its product is annotated as protein NUCLEAR FUSION DEFECTIVE 4-like. The record is from RefSeq and is a predicted model, not a curated record. Gene Ontology annotation, biological process: transmembrane transport. Gene Ontology annotation, molecular function: transmembrane transporter activity. The transcript is spliced from 3 exons. Gene Ontology annotation, cellular component: membrane. NCBI's taxonomy places the organism in Eukaryota, Viridiplantae, Streptophyta, Magnoliopsida, Fabales, Fabaceae. The coding region runs from base 312 to 1997 and encodes 561 amino acids.
AUUUUACUUCACAGUUAUACCAUCAAUGUCACUUGUAUUUCUGUGGCAAUGGGAGCUCUUCUUCUUUUGAGGGGUCUUCCACUCAACACUCUCUUCGUUUGUUUUCAAAAAGCAGGGUAACAACACUCUUGUCUAAUUCUGAUCACACUAGUAGUAAUAUCACACUCCAAACUCUCUCACCUUCAAUUGAAGGCUUAGACAUUAUUUCACAUUUUCAAAUCCUACCCAACAAUUAGUUAUAGCUUCUGUCCUACCCAACAUAUCUCCCUUGGGCUAUUAAGCCAAAAAAAAACAAAACUUUGAUAACAAAAAUGCCGAAGUUGGUUCUGAAAGCUGGUAGCAGACCUCCAUGGGUGGGUCUUGCAGCUGCAGUUUGGAUACAAAUAGCUGCUGGCAAUCCUUACAACUUCCCUCUUUACUCAUCUGCACUCAAAUCCGUAUUGGGUCUCAACCAGCAACAGGUGACUAUUCUGGGUGUGGCCAAUGAUGUUGGAGAAAACGUGGGUCUGCUUCCUGGUAUUGCCUGCAACAAGUUCCCUCCUUGGGCUUUGCUUCUUGUUGGUGUUGUCCUUUGUUUCUUUGGUUAUGGGGUUAUCUGGCUUGCUGUUAGCCAAACUGUUUCUGGCUUGCCCUAUGUGCUGUUAUGGCUCGCACUUUGUGUUGCCACUAAUAGCGGUGCAUGGUUUGGCACAGCUGUGCUUGUUACCAACAUGAGGAACUUUCCUCUCAGUAGAGGUACCAUCUCUGGCAUUCUUAAAGGUUAUGUGGGGAUUAGUGCUGCGGUAUAUACAUUAAUAUAUAUUUUGUUGUUGAAAGGAUCUGCUUCUAAGCUAUUGUUGCUCCUAGCAAUUGGAAUUUCUAUUAUAUGUUUAAUUAUGAUGUACUUCAUUCGACCUUGUACUCCUCCUUCUGGGGAAGACUCUUCAGUGCAUGUUCAUUUUAUUUUUGCCCAAGCUGCAAGUGUUUUACUUGCCACCUAUCUUGUUAUGACCACAAUAGCAAGCGACUUGGUUUCUAUAAGUGAUGCUGUUUCCUACAUCUUAGUGGCCAUAAUGAUUUUACUUCUGAUGACUCCCCUUGCAAUUCCUGUCAAAAUGACACUGUUUCCUGCCAAGCCAGAGAACAAUGUUCCACAUGUUGGUUCUUCAGAACAAUUGGUUUCAGGUGAUGAUGUUUCAACCCAAACAGGUCCAUUGCUGCCACCAUCUUCAUCAGCUGCAUAUCUUGAAAGUGAGGAUGCUUCAGAUGUAGAGACACUUAUUGCAGAGGGGGAGGGAGCAGUAAGGAAGAAAAGGAGACCUAAAAGAGGAGAUGAUUUCAAGUUCCAAGAAGCUGUAAUCAAAGCUGAUUUCUGGCUUCUUUGGUUUGCUUAUUUUCUAGGGGUUGGAUCAGGUGUAACAGUUCUCAAUAAUUUGGCUCAAAUUGGAGUUGCUUUGGGUGUAGAAGAUACAACCAUAUUGCUUUCAGUCUUCAGCUUUUGCAAUUUUAUGGGUCGUCUUGGUGCUGGUGCUGUUUCUGAACACUUUGUAAGGUCGAAAACACUACCUAGAACAUUUUGGAUGACAUGUACACAAAUAAUUAUGAUCAUAGCAUUUUUCCUUUAUGCUUCAGCUCUUGAUGGAACUCUUUAUGCUGCAACGGCUUUGCUUGGGAUAUGCUAUGGGGUUCAAUAUUCUAUAAUGGUUCCAACUGUUUCUGAACUUUUUGGUUUGAAGCACUUUGGUGUUAUUAGUAGCUUCAUGAUGCUAGGCAAUCCAAUUGGUGCCCUUCUUUUCUCUGCUUUCCUUGCUGGCAGUGUGUAUGAUACAGAAGCUGCAAAGCAAGGAAACUCCACUUGCUAUGGUCCACUUUGCUUCAGGCUCACUUUUCUUGCUUUGGCUGGUGUAUGUGGGAUUGGUACCAUCUUUAGUAUAAUUUUAACAAUUAGAAUACGACCAGUAUAUCAAAUGCUCUAUGCUGGGGGUUCAUUUCGUUUGUCUCAGACUUCAAAUCACUAAGAGUGGUCAAAAUUAUCUGCUAGAUACAAGAUAUAUCGAAUUUCUGGAGCCAUUCUUCAAUAAGAGCACAAAGAAACUCCCUAUUUUUGGUUACUAUUUGUGACUCUCAGAAUGUGAUCCAGAAUUCUUGGAUGUAGAUUAAUGAACUUUCCAAUAUUUAAAUUGCGGUUUGUAUAUGUC